Kazachstania africana CBS 2517 is the source of this 1164-nucleotide messenger RNA. It is a transcript of the gene COG5, whose product is annotated as Golgi transport complex subunit COG5. Gene Ontology annotation, cellular component: COG complex. The coding region runs from base 1 to 1164 and encodes 387 amino acids. Gene Ontology annotation, biological process: intra-Golgi vesicle-mediated transport. Lineage: Eukaryota; Fungi; Ascomycota; Saccharomycetes; Saccharomycetales; Saccharomycetaceae. The transcript has a single exon. The record is from RefSeq and is a predicted model, not a curated record.
AUGUCAGGUGAUUUGGAAGAGUUCGAAGAUAUUCUACAGAGGGAUUUCAAUCCAAGACAGUUUGCUAACGAUGUUUUAAAGGCUACAAAUAACGAUUCGGACCAUUUUCAAUUGGACAUUGAGACCUCCAUAAAGAAGAUUAAGUACGAUAUCAGGGAAGUAGAAUCUAGAAUCGACAAAACCAUCGACACGCAUCCAUGGGCCGUUUUGGAACAGAUUGAUAAAACAAAAUUAGUCAAUUCUACGCUGGAAGAAGGGCUCAAACCAAGCUUACAAUAUCUGGAUUUAUCAUACGGUAGAUUACAGGAUGAAGUGUUAAUUCCUUACGAAAAGGCUCAGAAGUUGCAAAGUGCAUUGAGUAAAGUACAUCAAACUUCCACUCUUCUUAGGGAUUCUUUGAUUUACAUUCACCUUCUCAAUAAAAUUACCACUUUAAACAAUUCAAUGAAAACAUUAACUAUGGAUAACUCAAUACAAUUGGCAUCACUAUACACUCAGUUGCAGUAUAAUUUAGAACAGAAUCAGAAUUUGAAAUCGUUGAAGGUCAUUAAAAACUAUGAAUCAAGUGUAAUUCAAUCAAAUAAGAAGAAACUCAUAGACUUCCUCGUUUUAACUCUAUCAAAAGAAUGUUUAAACACUUUCAAAUUACAGAAUAACCAGCAAACUAUAGCCAAAUUAUCAAAUGCCCUGUUUCUAGUGUCUCCUCAGGACUUCACAGCCACAAUUCAUAGAAUCAUCUUGUCUAAUGUGGCCACAAAUUCUCAAAUUUUACAAAGAACGAUAAACUCAAUAAAGAAUUUCAAUGAAUCGUUUAAGGAAGUCGUUAACAAGAGUCACGAUAUAUUCAGAUUGGAGCAGAUAUUGUCUAGUGUCAAAACAGACAAUAACAGUAAUAUUUUAACGGAAUAUUCAUCCCAAAGGAAACCAAAAUUCUCAACUCCAAGAGAAUUGUUUUGGUCCAAGAUUUCAUCCAAUUUCAAAAAGGAUUUAGAAGUUUCCCUCAAUAGGGGUGGUCCAGUUGGUAAAUCCCUGCUCAAAAAUAAAGACCUCGUCUUCAAUUCAAUCAAUGAAUUAAUGCCUUUAUCAACGGAUAAUAACGAUUAUCAAAAUGAUCUGAAAAUAAUGCUAAAUUCUGUGUCAGCUCUUUCCAAGCAACAGUCUUAA